AUCUUGUCAAAUUUUAACUUCAUAGACUUGGACAGUGAUAAAUGUUGUAACUUUAGAAUUAAAUUAAUUGUAAACACUGGUUUGUGAUUUGAUUAUUGAAAGAACAUUCUUGCUGAUUCGAUUCCGAAAGAUAGGAAAGGUGUCUUCCGGUUUUAGGGCUAGUUACCUUGCUCAAUUUACAUUGGUUUGAAUGAAUCUUAGAAUGUUAUCACUUUGUAGGCCUGAGCAAUGGCAAUCAAUCCGACGAGAUGCUUCGUUUGAACUUAUGUUUCCUUUUGAUGCUUGUUUUGUUAUUUUUUCUUCUUUUUUUUUCUGUAAAUUUCAGAUUUUACUGACAAUUGUUCCGUGUCUUUCUUCUGUUCAAAUACAGAAGGUCCCUACUUCCAUUGUUGAGCUCUCAAUUGUCACGUUUAAUUCUCAUGGAUCAUAUUCUGGUUUGUGUUUUUCUUGAUUGAUUCAUAUUAUGCGGUCUUUUUCUUGGCCAAUGGGUUAUUCCAUGUUAACGCUGGACUACUUUUUCGAGGAACAAGGCUGAUUUCAUGUUAUUGCUGGCUUCUUCUUCUUGCAUUUGCUGAGAGGAUUUUUUUGGCAGAAGAAGCUUAUACGAGAUUUUGUUGAUUUGAAUUUCAAGUAAUUAGAAAUCUUUGAACUAAUUCCGUUCUGCAAUUCUGGAGUUGCAGUUGAAACUUGAAGGCCCGAUUUCUAAAGAGAUUCAUAUGCAUCUUGCCUAGUACAACGGAGUGGCUGGACAAGAGAUGUUGAUAUCUUCUUACAGUGGCUAUCGGCAAUUCCCUUUGCUGGUGGUGGUUUCAAUGAUGCUGCAAUUGCAGAAGGGCUUUCUGAAGCUCUAAUGAUGUUCCCUAUUGAUCCAAAUGGAAGCCAAACUCAAUCAAAUAUAGACGAGCAAAGGAACUGUAUUCUUAUUGCUGCAAGUAACCCACACCCAUUGCCCACACCAGUAUAUCGUCCACAAAUACAAAAUUUGGAGCAGACUGAAAAUAUUGAUGCACAGAAUGAAAGUCGUCUAUCUGAUGCAGAGACAGUUGCUAAAUCGUUUCCUCAGUGCUCGGUUUCUCUUUCAAUCAUUUGUCCAAAACAGCUUCCAAAACUUAGGUCAAUCUACAAUGCUGGGAAGCGCAACAGCCGAGCAGCAGAUCCACCUGUUGACAGUGUAAAAAAUCCUCAUUUUCUUGUGUUAAUCUCGGAGAACUUUAUGGAGGCUCGUGCUGCAUUGAGUCUUCCUGGAGUUACAAGUUUGACUUCUAAUCAAACUCCUGUAAAAGUGGAUAUUGCUUCAGUUACUUCUGUAACUGGGCCAGCUCCAACUUCUAUUCUGUCAGUGAAUGGAUCUAUCACAAAACGACCAACAAUUUCAGUUGGAAAUGUUCCCACUGCAACUGUGAAAGUUGAGCCAAGUAAUAUAACUUCCAUGGCAAAUGGACCUACUUUUCCCCAUAAUCCUUCUGUUCCACGCCCUGCAUCUCAAGGAGUUCCAAUCUUGCAGACUUCUUCGCCAUCUACUACUACUCAAGAUAUGGCAACAAGUGGUGAUGAUGUGCAGGACUUGAAACCAAAUGUCAGUGUGAUGACUCAGUCUGCACGUCCUGGGCCUCCUGCUGCAGCAAAUGUGAGCAUUCUGAACAAUAUCUCUCAAGCACGGCAAGUGAUGAACUCUGCAGGCUUAAGUGGAGGAACUUCUUUAGGUCUCCCAUCAAUAAAUCAAACUUCUGUGGCCAUGCAUAUGUCAAAUAUGAUUUCGAGUGGAAUGGCAUCUUCUGUGCCUGCUGCUCCAACUGUAUUUUCAUCUGGGCAACCAGGUGUCUCUUCGAUAACAGGGCCAGGGACUCUUACUGGGACAACGCAAAUUGGGCCAAACUCUGGUCUUGGAUCAUUCACUUCUGCUACUUCUAAUAUGUCUGGAAAUUCAAACCUUGGGAGGAUUUCACAACCAAUGGGUAAUCUUCAAGCAGGUGUUAGCAUUGGUCAAUCAGCACCAGGCAUGAGCCAAGGAAAUAUUUCAGGAGCACAAAUGGUACAAAGUGGGAUGGGUGCAAACCCAAACACAAUGAGCAGUCUGGGUCCAUCAGGUGUCUCUUUUGGUUUGAACACGAUGAUUCCUACCCCUGGAAUGUCUCAACAAGUACAAUCCGGGAUGCAGCCUCUUGGUGCAAACAAUAACUCAGCCGAUAAUUUGUCAAUGUCACAACAAACAGCAGGGGGCUUGCAACCAGCACAAUCGAAAUAUGUCAAAGUCUGGGAGGGAAACUUGUCUGGGCAACGGCAAGGGCAGCCUGUCUUUAUCACCAGAUUAGAAGGUUAUAGGAGUGCUUCGGCCUCUGAGACGCUUGCAGCAAACUGGCCACCGACAAUGCAAAUAGUUCGGCUUAUAUCUCAGGACCACAUGAAUAACAAGCAAUAUGUCGGAAAGGCUGAUUUUCUAGUUUUUCGGGCCAUGAAUCAGCAUGGAUUUCUUGGACAACUCCAAGAGAAGAAGCUUUGUGCAGUAAUCCAGUUACCAUCUCAGACAUUGCUUCUCUCUGUUUCUGACAAAGCCUGCCGCUUGAUAGGGAUGCUUUUUCCUGGGGAUAUGGUUGUGUUUAAGCCACAAAUAUCCAGUCAGCAGCAGCAGCAGCAGAUGCAGAUGCAGAUGCAACGGCAGCAGCAGCAGCUGCUGCAGCAGCAGCAGCAACAACAACAACAUCCACAACUGCUGCAGCAGCAGCAGCAGCAACAGCAACAUCAGCAGCAGCUUCCACAAUUGCAACAACAGCAGCUCUCGCAGCAGCAGCAGCAGCAGCAGCAUCAGCUUCCGCAAUUGCAGCAACAGCAAAUAUCUGGAACAGGAAUGGGUCAAACUUAUGUUCAAGGUCCAGGUCGUCCACAAUUAGUUUCUCAAGGACAAGUUUCUUCACAAGGGCCAGCAAACAUGCCUGGAGGAGGCUUUAUGAGUUGAUAAGAACUCCAAUUCAGUAGGGAGCGGAAUGCACCUUUGUAACAGAGAACGAUUCUAUCACUCACAUAGAUAAUUCAUUGAUAAUGUUCUUUGUCAAGGCUGAUGUGUAGUAGCAGAAACCUUCAUGAACUUAAUCUUUGAAAAAGUUGCCUGGCUUCCACUUCAUAUAUUGACGCAAGUUUUCACGCUUGUGAUAGAGAUUUUCUUCAUUGCUAGUCAUUUCUGCUAUUCUAGAAAGUAAAUUAUUGUUAAGAUUUUAA
Populus nigra (black poplar) is the source of this 3213-nucleotide messenger RNA. Its product is annotated as mediator of RNA polymerase II transcription subunit 25-like. The record is from RefSeq and is a predicted model, not a curated record. Gene Ontology annotation, biological process: positive regulation of transcription by RNA polymerase II. Bases 851 to 2953 code for a protein of 700 amino acids. Gene Ontology annotation, cellular component: transcription regulator complex; mediator complex. Lineage: Eukaryota; Viridiplantae; Streptophyta; Magnoliopsida; Malpighiales; Salicaceae. The transcript is spliced from 13 exons.